Molecule: messenger RNA, 531 nt
Organism: Seminavis robusta
Lineage: Eukaryota; Bacillariophyta; Bacillariophyceae; Naviculales; Naviculaceae
Source: the annotation of a GenBank genome assembly
AUGGACAGCAGCACCAUCGAUCGAACGGAAGAAGACAGCCACCAAGAAGCAUCCCACCGAGAAGAGGAAGAUCACCUGGUAUCUCGCUGGAACAGUCAAAAGACGCCUGCUUUUCCAUUGCCGUUGGGUUUGGUUUCGCCCAAGUUUCCCAAGCGACAAGUAUCGGCUGGCCUCAAAAUGUCGUCGUCUCCCGACCGAGUCAAUGAACCAAUAGUGGAAGGUUGUGCGGAUGCACCUCCAUUGCCACCACCGUGUCCCCUUGGCACCCGCAACAGCUGCCCACCCAGGAUCCCCAUGAGAAAAGAAUCCGUUGGGAUGCCAUUGGUGCCCGAUGUCGUUGGUGCUAAAAAGCCCAUCUUUCCCCCACCAUUAUCCAAGAUCCAGAACCCUCCCAAAUACCCCAUUCGACAAGAGUCGGUUGGGUGCAAACUGCUGUCCGAUUCCACUCAUCACCGCCGAGCAAAUAUCUACCAGAGCACCCGAUCUCCGUCCAUUUCGCCCGACAGGAGAAUCCGAAGUCAAGCAGCCUAA